AUGUUAUUGACAAUAUUCCUCUCGGAAUGGGAUACCUCUGUUGUUCUUCAAUUCUUGACCAAUCAAAAAAUUACAGACAAAAAAGUUCAUGAAAGUAUGUUGCUCUUCUUGUAUUUACAUCAAAAAUUUGCCAAAUUAAUUAUUUCAUUCGAUGAACAAAAUAGUAUUGAAAACUCAAUGACUCUCGACGACUUUAAACGUUUGGGUGUACCAGUGGGUUUUGCUAAUUCUAUUGUCAAAAAAGUUGCUGCUUUGAAAGAAUUUCAAGCCAAAUGUCUCGACACCAAUUUUCAUGAAAUGGCUAUUGAUAUAAUGAAUGAAUCAAUGAAAAGCGAAGAUUCAGUAGUUUUUCCAUGCCCUUCAUGGGAUGAGAAUCAAUUCAGUGCCAAACAAAAGCACGCUUUUGAAUUUUGUAUGCACAAGUUGGAUUUCAUUUCAAAAACAUCUAUACACAACAACUCAAAAUCCAAGUCAACCAUUUGUCAGAAUUUAACAUUCCCUAACAGAUUCAUGUAUGAAUAUUUGAAUCCACGUAUCGAGAGCUACAAGACGGAAACAAGGCAAGGAAUAGACCACGAGUCCAAGAUGAAAGUAACACUUGUUAUCACUGAAUUGAGCGAAGCUACACAACAUAGAUUCGUUAGAAAAUUUGGAUCUAUUACUGGAUUGACCGAUGGAAUGACAGCGAUCUUCUGCUGUGUUGGUGCUACUAUUAGUGAAAUUAAGGGAACUGAGAGGGGCAAUCAAAAACUUAAAGCUCUUGCCAAGCUUUGUGCUGAAUGGAAUGGAACAAAAACUGUUUCGUUUUGUCAACAUUUCACUGAAGCUGCCAUUGAAGCAUUGAAUAUGACAAUUGAAUUUGAACACAACAUUGAUGCCAAAACUAAAAAGUAUUUGGGGAAAAUGAAACAACGUGGAGCUGGUGAGCACGUUUACAAAGUUGACAAGGAAUUGAAGAAAGUGUUAUUGGAUUCAAAUGUCAUAACCACAGACAAGGACACACUUCAAUUAAUUCAAAACAUGAGAAAGAAAAUUGAAAUCAAUUCCAAAUUUUAUUUCAAACUUCACAAGGAAUUGGAUGAAUUUGUGAAAUUUGCCAUAACUGUUCAUCCUCUUUUCACAUCUUCACAAGAUUAUGCUUUUUUGAAAGGAUUUGAUAGGGCUUUUUGA
Molecule: messenger RNA, 1170 nt
Organism: Naegleria lovaniensis
Lineage: Eukaryota; Heterolobosea; Eutetramitea; Acrasida; Naegleriidae
Exons: 2
Coding region: 1-1170 (389 amino acids)
Source: RefSeq, a predicted model, not a curated record